AUGGACUUGGGAGCGCCUGCUCUCGUCGCCGUCGCUGUCGUUGCCGGGUGUGCGUUUGCUCUCGCUCGUGGGCUUGGAUUCGGGCUCGGGUUCAAAUUCGAGGUCGAGGUCGUCGGCGGCGGGAUGUCCGUCGCAACAGAGGGGGAGAUGGGAGGGAAGGAGGUCGAGGUCGCGGUAGAGGCCGACGAGGCAGGUUCUGUACUUCUGGACGAGCGCGAGUUCCAGCUUGCCGUGCUUCGUUCUGCCAUGGAUUACGCCGCCAUUGGGAUUGGCGACAACAGUUUACAGUACAGUGUUGUAACGUUGGGGUUUAAUCGCCGGCGCCUAAAUUGCCCCAUGAGCCCGGCAGAUCGUUUCGACCCCCUCCAGUCAUCAGGCGAGUGGGAGGCCGGGGGCGCUGUUGAGGAUAAUCAGAUAGCGAAGCUUGUCGAGAUUCGACAGACACUGGAAAACCUAGAGUAG
Molecule: messenger RNA, 462 nt
Organism: Diaporthe amygdali
Lineage: Eukaryota; Fungi; Ascomycota; Sordariomycetes; Diaporthales; Diaporthaceae
Exons: 4
Coding region: 1-462 (153 amino acids)
Source: RefSeq, a predicted model, not a curated record